CGCAGAACAGGGAGUCCUUGGCUUUUCAGUCUUGCUGUAGGUUACCCAGAAGGGAAGGGACGUACAGUGAAAAUGCAGAGUUGGAAUCGGUUAUAUCGCACUUUAGCAAAGCGUGCCCACCAUCUCCCAAGUAGGCUCCAAGGGAUCACAGCUUUGUCCCUGAGAACAUAUACUGAUAAAGCACAAAUUGAUGCUGAUGUCACUGUAAUUGGAUCAGGACCUGGAGGAUAUGUGGCUGCUAUUAAAGCAGCACAACUUGGUUUUAAGACAGUAUGUGUGGAGAAGAAUGAAACUCUUGGAGGAACAUGUUUAAAUGUUGGCUGUAUCCCUUCAAAGGCUUUGCUAAACAACUCUUAUCUGUACCACAUGGCACAUGGAAAAGAUUUUGCAAGCAGAGGCAUUGAUAUAACAGGAAUCCAGCUCAAUCUGGAGAAAAUGAUGGAACAAAAGAGUGGAGCUGUCAAAUCUUUGACAGGUGGCAUUGCUCAUCUGUUUAAACAGAAUAAGGUCUCACAUGUGAAUGGAUUUGGCAAGAUCACAGGCAAGAACCAGGUUACUGCUACAGUCAGUGAUGGCAGUGAACAAGUUAUCAACACCAAGAACAUCUUGAUAGCAACUGGCUCCGAGGUCACACCUUUCCCUGGAAUUGAGAUUGAUGAAGAAACUAUUGUCUCUUCAACUGGUGCCCUGUCUUUGAAGAAAGUGCCUGAAACGCUAAUUGUGAUUGGUGCUGGAGUUAUUGGUGUAGAACUGGGUUCAGUGUGGCAGCGGCUGGGCUCACAGGUGACAGCUGUUGAGUUCUUGGGCCAUGUUGGUGGAAUAGGCAUCGACAUGGAAAUCUCUAAGAACUUUCAACGCAUUCUUCAGAAACAAGGCCUUAAAUUUAAACUGGGGACAAAGGUCACUUCAGCCGCAAGGAGAGCGGAUGGACAGAUUGAUGUGUCAGUUGAAGCAGCUGCAGGUGGAAAGAAUGAAGUCCUCACUUGUGAUGUUUUGCUGGUCUGUAUUGGUCGCCGUCCUUAUACACAGAAUCUCGGCUUGGAGAAUGUGGGAAUUGAGCUGGACAACCGGGGCAGAAUCCCAAUCAACAACAGAUUCCAAACAAAAGUUCCAAGCAUAUAUGCCAUUGGAGAUGUAGUAGCUGGACCCAUGCUUGCUCAUAAAGCUGAGGAUGAAGGCAUCAUCUGUGUGGAGGGAAUGGCUGGGGGAGCUGUUCACAUUGACUACAACUGUGUGCCAUCUGUCAUUUACACUCACCCAGAGGUUGGCUGGGUAGGAAAAUCUGAGGAGCAGCUCAAAGAGGAGGGUGUCCCAUAUAAAGUGGGAAAGUUUCCAUUUGCUGCAAAUAGCCGGGCAAAAACGAAUGCCGAUACAGAUGGUUUGGUAAAGAUCUUGAGUCACAAAGAUACUGACAGGAUGUUGGGAGCACACAUUCUGGGAUCGGGUGCAGGAGAAAUGAUCAACGAAGCUACUCUAGCAAUGGAAUAUGGAGCAUCUUGUGAAGAUGUGGCCAGAGUGUGCCAUGCUCAUCCAACUGUCUCAGAAGCCUUCAGAGAAGCCAAUUUGGCAGCCUCUUUUGGAAAAGCCAUUAACUUCUAAGUUGAAGCAUCAUUUGCACAAAAUGCAAAUGCAUUCUGAACUGUUCACUGGCACUUCAUGUGUACUGGUCCUCUGGAUUAAAAGGAUUUUGGAGAGUUAAGGUGUAAUCUGUACCACAAUGAAUCUGUCAUUUACAGCAUACUCUUAAUAAAGGGGGAUUGGGCUAUGAACCUGGAACCGUUUUAGAAUAUUA
Lepisosteus oculatus (spotted gar) is the source of this 1792-nucleotide messenger RNA. RefSeq names its product dihydrolipoamide dehydrogenase (gene dldh). Gene Ontology annotation, cellular component: mitochondrion; oxoglutarate dehydrogenase complex. Lineage: Eukaryota; Metazoa; Chordata; Actinopteri; Semionotiformes; Lepisosteidae. Gene Ontology annotation, molecular function: flavin adenine dinucleotide binding; dihydrolipoyl dehydrogenase (NADH) activity. The record is from RefSeq and is a predicted model, not a curated record.